AUGGGCGGCGGGGGAGACUACCACCACCAGCCACGGCAUUGUGUGGCGCUGUCGCUGUUCAUCCUGGUCUCGGCCACGCUGGCGUUACUUGCGUACGUCGCCUGCUCUCCGGUCCCGGGUGGCGCCGCCGCCGGUGGACUAUACCAGUGGUGGAGGUGGCAGGGUUCCGCUGGCACGUCGUCCGCCGAGCUCAUCCGGACCCACGUCGACGACGGCGCUAGGUCAGGCGUCGCUCGCACGCCGACGUCCCUGUCGCACAUCGUGUUUGGCAUCGGCGGCGCGGCUCGGACGUGGGGCCACCGUCGCGGGUACGUGGAGCUGUGGUGGCGGCCCGGGCAGACGCGCGGCCACGUCUGGCUCGACGAGGAGCCGGCGAGCCCGUGGCCAGCGGCCACGAGCCCGCCGUACCGCGUCUCGGCGGACGCGUCCCGGUUCGGGCGCCGGGCGUCGGCGUCGCGGAUGGCGAGGAUCGUCGCGGACUCCUUCGCGGCCGUCGUGACCGCGGCGAACGGCACAGUAGGGGAGGACGGCGGCGGCGAGGUGCGGUGGUUCGUGAUGGGCGACGACGACACGGUGUUCUUCCCGGACAACCUGGUGACGGUGCUCCGCAAGUACGACCACGAGGAGAUGUACUACGUCGGGGCGCCGUCGGAGAGCGUGGCGCAGGACGCGGCGCACUCGUACGGCAUGGCGUUCGGCGGCGGCGGGUUCGCGGUGAGCUACCCGGCAGCGGCGGAGCUCGCCAAGGCCUUCGACCGCGUCGACGGCGGCUGUCUCGACCGGUACAGGGACUUGUUCGGCAGCGACGAGCGCGUACAUGCCUGCCUCAGCGAGCUCGGCAUCCCGCUCACCCGCGAGCCGGGCUUCCACCAGCUGGAUUUCCGCGGCGACGCGUAUGGGUUCCUGGCGGCCCACCCGGUGGCGCCGCUGGUGUCGCUGCACCACCUGGACCUGAUCCAGCCCAUCAGCCCGCACGGGGGGACCUCGCUGGACGCCGUGCGGUCGCUGGUCGACGCAGCCCGGCACGACCCGGCCCGAACGCUGCAGCAGACCUUCUGCUACCACCACGACGACGGCGGCCGAACCUGGUCCGUCUCGGUCGCGUGGGGCUACACCGCGCAGGUGUACUCGUGGGCCGUUCCGGCCCACGAGCUGGAGGUCCCGCUGCAGACGUUCGAGUCCCUGAGGAAGACGACGGCCGACGGGCUGUUCGUGUUCAACACCCGGCCCUGGAGGCCUGCAGACAGCGCGUGCGCCCGGCCCUUGACCUUCUUCCUCAGCCGCGUCCGGAACGAGACGGCGGCGGCGGCGGCCACCGUGACGGAGUACACGAGGCACGCCGUCGGGAAGCCGCCGGAGAAGGAGUGCGACAUGCCUGGCUUCCGUUCGGCUACUGCUGUUCGGACGGUCAGGGUCCUAGCGCCCAAGAUGGACCCUAGAGACUGGCACCGGGAAUUGAGCGCUCCAAGCAUGUUUUCAGGCACCACGGCGGCAUUGCUGCGAGACCGAGAGGGAUGGGCCGGGCACGGUUCUGGAGGUGCGGAUACGGCGAGGCGGUGCGGUUCUCAUCUUCUCCAAACCGGCAAUACUAUUCCAAAUAACAUGGCCGUGUCGAUUGCAUAUACGGAGUAUUUACUAAUAGCAUAA
Molecule: messenger RNA, 1647 nt
Organism: Miscanthus lutarioriparius
Lineage: Eukaryota; Viridiplantae; Streptophyta; Magnoliopsida; Poales; Poaceae
Source: the annotation of a GenBank genome assembly